GUAAAUAUCUAAAUCAAAUUUUUUCUGGGUGUGUUAUUUCAUGUCACUGUGUUUUUUUUAUUAACUUGUUAUUUUUUCAUUAUUGUCUAUUUGUUUUCAGCGGUCAUGCCGUUAUAUGGGUCAUGGGAUGGCCUCUGAUUGGCUCCUGUGAUUACAUAGGAGUCAGAAGGAGUACCGGGAAUGUAGUCUGAUGUGCUUCACUGAGACAUGGCUUCACCAGGACAUUCCCGACAACAACGUCUCCAUCAGCGGCUUUCAGACUGUUCGGGCCGACCGGGACUGCACCGAGAGCGGUAAGCGCAAAGGAGGGGGGCUUGCUGUUCUAGUAAAUAACCGCUGGUGCAGUCCUGACCAUAUUUCCAUUAAGGAACGUAUCUGUUGCCCGGACAUUGAACUGUUUGCUGUUGGACUCAGGCCGUAUUAUUUGCCCAGGGAGUUUUCACAUGCCAUUAUUGUGACUGUUUACAUCCCCCCCUCUGCCAACCCGACGUCGGCAUGUGACGUCAUUCACUCCGCCAUAGCCCGCCUGCAGACUAAACACCCGAGUGCCUUCAUAGCUAUCUCGGGUGACUUCAACCAUGUCACCAUGGCAACAACAUUGCCCACAUUCACACAGUAUGUGAGCUGCCCUACCAGAGAGGAGAGGACACUGGACUUGCUGUAUGCAAACGCCAAAGAUGCAUACAGCUGCUCCCCCCUCCCCCCUCUGGGUAGGUCAGACCACAACCUGGUGCACCUCAACCCCUGCUAUGUACCACUAGUCAAGAGCCAGCCUGCGACCAUGAGGACAGUGAGGAGAUGGUCGGAGGAGACUUAUGAGACACUGCAGGGCUGUUUUGGUGUGACAGACUGGCAGGCACUCUGUGAGCCACAUGGGGAGGACAUCGACGGGCUCACAGAAUGCAUCACGGACUACAUCAGCUUCUGUGUGGACUCCACUGUCCCAACCAGGACUGUCCAUUGUUACCCAAAUAACAAACCGUGGGUAACAAAGCCAUCCUCAAUGCAAAGAAGAGGGCCUUCAGAGCUGGUGACAGGGAGGAGGUGAGAACAAUACAGGGGGAGCUGAAGAUGAAGAUCAGGGAGGCUAAGGAGAGGUACAGGAGGAAGCUGGAGAGGAAACUCCAGCAGAACAACAUGAGAGAGGUCUGGAGUGGAAUGAGGACCAUCACUGGCUUCAGGACCAACAACCACAGAGGAGCUGAAGGCAGCGUGGACAGGGCCAAUGAACUGAAUCUGUUUUUUAACAGAUUUGACACUGCUGGACCUGCCCAUCCCCCCCCGACUCUUCUGCUGUC
Molecule: messenger RNA, 1298 nt
Organism: Epinephelus fuscoguttatus (brown-marbled grouper)
Lineage: Eukaryota; Metazoa; Chordata; Actinopteri; Perciformes; Serranidae
Exons: 2
Coding region: 191-1048 (285 amino acids)
Source: RefSeq, a predicted model, not a curated record